This is a messenger RNA of Microthlaspi erraticum, 201 nucleotides long. Lineage: Eukaryota; Viridiplantae; Streptophyta; Magnoliopsida; Brassicales; Brassicaceae. The record is from the annotation of a GenBank genome assembly.
AUGUGUCCAAUGAAUGAGACGUUCAAGAAUCUGCCACCUUCUUCUUUAGCACUUCUUGACAAGCUUUUAUCUGUAGAACCAGAGAUAAGAUGCUCAGCUUCUCCAACUCUAAUUAGUGAGAUGGUCGUGCAGAAGAUCUUCACGGCCUAUUUACCAAUAGAGUUCGUGUACAGAGGCCUCCUGAGUACUUGGAAAGAUUAA